GAGGCAGCCACUUUCCCCUCACACUUUGGGCCAGCAACUUGGAGGAGAGAGGCGCGCCUUUGGAGCGCGCCAAGGCGGGCCUGGCUGUGCGCUUGGCUGCCUCCCUUCCCUCCUUCCCUCCCUUUUUGGGGGGCUUUUGGGGGAGCCAGGGCCCUUGGAAAGGCGUCAGGAGGAGGAGGAGGAGGAGGAAGGGGAGGACACAGCUUUGUGGGGAGGAAGAAGAAGAAGAAGAAGAGGAGGAGGAGGAAGAGGAGGAGGCGAGGCAGUCCUUCCCCGAGCGCCCAAGGCACCCCUGAGCUCUCCACUAGCCCCCCUCUUUCCAGCCAGGACCAGGGCAGGGACUCCAGGGGUUCUAGGGGUGCCUCUGGGGUUUCUUCUCCAGAAGGAGCCUUGCUGGUCUUUCUUGUGGUGCUUUUCUGGAGAAGCUAGAGGAAGGCGACCUGGAGGAAGAAGAGGAGGAGGAAGAGAGGAGGUCCCCUGUGAGCAAAGAAGAAGAACAAGAAGGAGAAAGGAAGAAAAAAAAAUGCAAAGAAUGUGCAAAUCCUAAGCGUGAAAUAGGGGGAUGACAACACCUGGAAUGUCAGAUAACCAAGAUGAAUAUAGUAGCCAUAAUUUCCAGCAGAAUCAGCUUUUAUGGAAGGUUUGACAAGUAGCAACCAAAGUCAGUUUUAACUGGUGGGAUGGUGAGAGAACACAGCUGCAAGAAAGAGGGAAUUAGUUGCUCUGGGCUGUAACUGUGUUGCAGAAGAAACAAUUUUCAAUUCCAGCAAUGGGAGGAAGCCCCCAGUGGAAAUCAGCCAUUCUGGGCAGACCACAGAAAGCCAUAACUGGGAUGACAGUGCAGCACUCAUGACAGCACAAAACAACAAUUUCUGGGUAGCUGAAGAAUAGCAGGAGAAUUAGAGGAAGACUUUAUUUUCUCUGUCCACCUGGGACAAAAGCCUUUCUCUGGCAAGCCCCUGAACACUCUCCUCUCUCUCCAUGGAUAAAGGACACACAUUACCUCAAGACUUCUGGGAAUUGCUACAUUGUCUGAGAAUGAGGAGCAAGUACGCCAUCCUCCUGGUGUUUGUGGUAGCACUUGUCAUAAUUGAAAAGGAGAACAACAUCAUAUCAAGGGUGUCAGACAAACUGAAGCAGUCUCCACUUUCCCUGAUGGAAGCCAAUAGUACAGACUCUGGCUUGGUGUUGUCAGAAAAUGGUUCCCUCCUAUCCCUCAGUGAGCUGGAUUUGGCUUUCUCCCAGCUCAAGAGCCGGCUUCAAAAUGUCACAUUGCAGCUUGGAGGGACUAGAGAAACUCCACCAGCAUCUGCUAAAGGGACAAGGAAGCAUGUUCUCCUGAUGGCUACCACCCGCACUGGUUCUUCCUUUGUAGGGGAAUUCUUCAACCAACAAGGCAACAUUUUCUACCUCUUUGAGCCUUUGUGGCACAUCGAAAGGACUGUUUCCUUUGAGACUGGCGGUGCUAAUGCUGUGGGGUCAGCUCUUGUCUACAGAGAUGUUUUGAAGCAGCUCUUCCUUUGUGAUCUCUACAUCUUGGAAAACUUCAUAAUCCCAUUCCCAGAGGACCAUCUGACGCAGUUUAUGUUUCGGCGUGGCUCAAGCCGCUCACUGUGUGAGGAGCCUGUCUGCACACCUUUUGUCAAGAAAGUCUUUGAAAAGUAUCACUGCAAGAACCGCCGCUGUGGCCCCCUAAAUGUAACUUUGGCUGCGGAGGCCUGCCUGCGUAAGGAACACAUGGCCCUCAAAGCAGUGCGGAUCCGGCAGCUUGAGUUCUUGCGGCCCUUGGUUGAAGACCCUCGUUUGGACAUGAGGAUAAUUCAGUUAGUACGUGACCCUCGGGCAGUGCUGGCUUCUCGCAUGGUAGCAUUCUCAGGUAAGUAUGAAACCUGGAAGAAAUGGGCAACUGAAGGUGCAGCGCCGCUUAAUGAGGAAGAGGUACAGAGGCUGCGGGGGAACUGCGAGAGCAUCCGGCUCUCAGCUGAACUUGGUUUGAGGCAGCCAGCAUGGCUUCGGGGUCGCUACAUGCUGGUCCGUUAUGAGGAUAUUGCCAGGUCUCCCCUCCAAAAAGCCAAGGAGAUGUAUAAAUUUACAGGCAUCACCAUCACCUCACAGGUAGAGGAGUGGAUUCAGAAGAAUACUCAGGCACCUCAGGAUAGCAAUGGCAUCUAUUCAACCCAGAAAAACUCCUCUGAACAAUUUGAAAAAUGGCGAUUCAGCAUCCCUUUCAAGCUUGCCCAGGUGGUGCAAAGUGUCUGCAGCCCAGCCAUGAACCUGUUUGGUUAUAAGCUGGCCAGUAGUCCUGAGGCCCUUAUAAAUCGGUCCAUCAGCUUGCUAGAGGAGAGGAGGACCUUCUGGGUCACGUAAUGGUGGCCUUUGCUUUUAUAUUUGCCCCCAUAUUGCAGUGUUCUGUGGAACUGAAAAAGUCAGGACCAAGAAAUCAUUGAGAAAGGAAUACAUAGCAGAAAGGGUUGAGGGAGAAGCCAUUCAUGGCAAGCUUGCCUUGAAUGUCUGCCUUGUUUUGUGUUCUUUCUUCAAACACAGUGCUUUAUGCUUUUCCUGGGAGCAGAUGAUAUUUUCCUGACAUAUUUAAGGCUUUCCAUUGGGUUAUAAAAUAGACAAACUCUGUCAAAAAGAAUAAAUCUAGAGGUUGACACAGAGUAGAACCUGAACGCAGAGAUCUAAUCUCCUUACCUCAUGCCUAUGUCCUCAGUGGAAUCAUUGUCCAUUCCUCACAAAACAUGCAAAGUGGGGGAGAGAAAGCGAAUACUCUAUUUUUGAAAACACAUUUACACUUUUUAAAAAGAGGAAAGAAAUAGCUUUCUCAUCCUGCUGAGAAUUUUGUGAAAAAGUGUAUUGCACUGAUAUUGCCUGAGGCAGCCUUAAAGAACUUGUUAAGCUGAUGUUUGGGGAGUGUAAGAAAGGUGUGGAGGAAGCAAGAAGGAAGAGAAGAAGGAAAGGUGUUUAACAGAACUGUCAGAAAGGAACCUGGACGACUUCAUUGUUUAGACGGAGGAUGUUUUGUACAUGAUCUACUUGAGACUCAGAUAAAUUGAUGCCUUGUUUAAGCUUGAGAAGAUGUGACUGGCUCACAAAGAUGACUGGGAAGAAAAGACAUUGAGUAGGGCUGAAGAUGCUCCUGCCUACAGUAAUAGACAAUUUCAUGCAAUUACUUUGUUUUGUCUUGCUUUGCACCUAAACCAUGGGAUAAAUGACUUUUUUAAAAAAAAUCAGGCUAUGAAAACAACGUUCAAAGGAAAAUUGAACUCUAUUCCUUCUAUAUCUCUGGGAGAUCAGCCUUCCUCAGUGGCCACAGUCCACUAGUCAGUCUCUCUCUCUCUCUCUCUCUCUCUCUGUGUGUGUGUGUGUGUGUGUGUGUUAAGUCUACUGUCUGGUUUUCUCACUUGUCUCUGAAUCAAUUGUUACUCAGUCACAUCCAGUGUCUGGAGAGAGUUAAGAGACAAUAGCUUCUUUCUAGUCUCAGUGACACAAGGCUGUGAUUUUAAUUGUAUUUUCCCACCUCUCACUCUUCCGGUAAUUAUUUUGUGUCCUUUAAUGUGCUGUUUGGAAACAGUCAAUAAUGAUUCUCUACAGUUAUGGAGAGGAAUUGUUUUGUAUAAACCAGGCCGCUGGAGCACAAAGAGAAAAAGGGGGAAGGCUAGUGGAGGUAUAAAACAACGUGUAACUGGUUGAAUGAUAGUUAGUGGAAAUAAUUUCUGCAAUAGCAAGAAACACAGUUUCCUGUCACAGUACAGGGAUUCUUCUUAUCCCUUUCUACUAUAGGCUUCCAGACUUUUUGCUCCAGAGGCCCACAAACCAUAAACAAACACCUAAAUGAAUGUUUAACACACCCUAGGCACUCCUAUUAAUCUGAAGCACUUAUUGAAAUACUUAUACUGUCUGGAAUGUGGACAGAAAUUUGGAAAUACAUCCCAGAUGAACAUAAAACCGCGGAACCUGUUCUCAUUGAAGCAUCAAAAACAGUGUAGAGUUUUGUGACUCCUUAAAUACACUCAUGCUCCAUGUUACUUUUCUAUGCAGAGUUAAAUAUGUACUGGGAUGGUCUAUUAACUAUAGCAGGCACUGAUGUUAAUACUGUCCUGCCAUGCUAAUUUACUUUGGUACCAGGACUUUGUUACCAGGAAAGACAAUAUCCAUCUCAAUUGACUGGAAUCAUAAAAUAUUUUGAAGGGAGAUACUUCAUCUGUUCUUGUUUCUUUUUUGAAAUAGCCAGUCAGACAGAGGCUGUUAUGCUUAGGUGUUAUGAAGCCAUUCUUUAUUUAGGAUGGGGAAGCAGAAGUGAUGAAUGGGAGACCAUAUUUAUUCUAAGCGACUCAGAACAAGGAAGAAUUGGAUGCUUUGUGUUCUUGUUUCCUGAAAGGUAGUGAUCUGAAAACAAAAUUUUGCACAUCUGUGGCAGGAAUAGCUGUAUAACCAUCUCCUCUUUCAAACAUAUGUAUGCACCUCCACCCUCCAUAAAAGCAACCCAUUCUAAAUAGAAAUUGAUAGUAUAAAGAAGUUAUUUAAAAGAAUAUGUUUCUGAAUAAAAGCUCCCCCCCCCCGUGACUUUUGGGGACAGUUAUCUCUCUACAGAAUAUCUGCCAAAGUUAAGACAUUGGGUUGCAACUAAUCAACUUCCAUUAACCCAAGGGUAAGGUCUAUUGAACUUACCAGGACUUACUUCUGAGUAGGCUUGUGUGCCUAUUCAUGAGAUCAUGCUGAAAACGUCUGGGAGAUGGCAUCCUACCCAGUUCCCAGCUGCUGCAUAAGGAAUAAGUUUUCACAUUCAAAUUGAUUGCAUCAGUUGUCUAGGAGGAGGAACAGAAAAGAUUUCUUCCUUGCAUGAUUUCACUUGGGAUACCUGUCUUGGUGACCAAUCCUAACUCUUACCUCUUUCUACCAGAUAUUCAUGUAUGGCUAUUUCUCAUGGGUUGCUUAUCAUUUCUCACUUUCUCACCACACUAAAGAGAACUUACUCCUGCUAGGAUCACUCAUUCCUUUCUGAACUGCAUGAUGCACACAUUUCUUAUUCUGCAUGGCCUAACCAUCACACCAUUUUAAAAAAAGGAAUAUAGGACCUGACUUACAGAACUAGUAAAUAGCUGACAGACACAGGAAAUAAAAAUAAAAGUGUGUAUGUAGCAAAUCAGUGUUAAAAAGUUACAGUAGAUAUACCAAACAACCAACAGUCCAUAUAUAAUGUCUACAAUAUGUAGUCCAUACAGUGUUAUAGCAAUAAAUGUGAUGGUCCAUUGGCUGUGAAUCUUUAACUGGAGGAAGAUUUUCAAAGAAGCAAUCAUAUUAGUCUCUUGCAGUUUAAAAAGGAGGAGGGGAGGGGUGGGUGAAGAGAAGGAAUGUAGCAGAACCCUUAAGGCUAACUGUUUUUUAUUUUAGCAUGAGCUUUCAUGGAUAUAAACCAGCUUCCUCAGAUACCGUACAGAGUGAUAUCCAGGCUUUGUAUCCUGAGGCCUGGAUAUCACUCUGUACUGGAAUAUAUCCCAAAAGCUCAUGCUCAAACAAGAAACAAUUAUUAUUAAAGGUAUUACUACAUUGCUUUCCCCAGUCCUUUCCUCCUUUUUAUGAUUGCUGACCAUUACUCUAAACAAACUUUCAGUAAUACAAGGACCAAAUGAAACUAUGGGUGUUGAAGGUAAGAAGCAUCUUUAUUCUUACUCUGUGAGGAAGGCUGCACUGAUCUGUUUGGUGAAUGCUGAAUUGUAGUUGGUUAAGUGAUUGCAAGGGCUGAAUUCCUUCAUAAGGAGACUUGAGUAUGCAGGAAUUAGAACUGGUCAGUUUUGUGACAUCCAUAUCCAGUAGUAGGCUGGUAUUAUGUUACUAUGUAGCAGAACCGGCAUUGUGCACCAUUGCAGUCUUAGUGCACAUUGGACACUCUUGCCAAUGUCCCAAUACUUUGCAAUUCACCAUCUUUGCCAUUCACUAAAGAGUUUCUUAGUGCCUUUGCUAUUUAGCAAAGUACACAUAGAGUUAUGCUAAAUAAAAGGUGAUAUAGGAUUCUGACAGUAUAUUUUAAAUACAACCAUACCGUUGUUUUCUAACACUUCAGGCUGAGUCUGAUGGGAAGAAUUUUAAUUUUGGCCAUUAAGAAAGAAGAUAAAAUCAAAACAUGUCUGGCUCUUGUUUUAUUUAAGUCUUGUUUAGAUCCUUGGUCUUAUUACAGUUAACAGUUUAUAACAGUUCUUCACAUCUGUCACUAUUAAAUUGUAUAGGGCACACAUUCAUUAUAUGUAGACUAUUGAUUAUUUGGUGGAUCUACUGUAACUUUUUAACAUCAAUUUACUACAAAUACUGUACAUUUAUUUAGAUAGUUCCAAACUCUUGCUUGUUUGCUAUUUACUAACCAGUAAAUCUCACAGCUUCUUUAUUUCUUGGGCUUCAUGCCCCUUUGCCUUAUGAUUAGUUCCAUUUUUCUGCACCAUUGCCCUCUUGGGUUACCAGUUCCUCUUGUAUCUGUUUACUUUUACUCUGGACAUCUGAUCUUCCAGACUUGUUAAGCAAAACCCAAAUGUAUCUGGCCUACGUUGUGCCCUGUUUCUUUGUAUUUUAAAAUAUACAGUAGACACAAGCAAAAGAGAUGGAUGUGGGCACAGCCCACCAAGGUUGCAAGUGACUAGAGUUCUAUUUCAUAUAGCAGCAGUGUAGGUCACUGCAGGGCAACAGGAUCCACAAUUUGUCAGUGUAGAUGGCUACAUGAGAGGCUUGUUAUCCACAAAACAACAACAACAACAACCCUCUAACACCCUCUGGACAGGUUUUGCUUCUGAAUCGAAAUACACCAGAAGAGCAGCAUCCACUUCUCAGAUGGGCAGGAUACCUUAAACACUUCCUUCUCCAACAGAGAUUAUUCUGGUUUAUGAGACAUUUCAACCAGCACUCCUUUUACUGAAUAAAAAUGUGUUGCUUCUGCUGUUGUUUAGUUUUGUUUGUGCUUUCCCUUCUGUCAUGUUGUCUGUUCAAAUGUUACCUUUUAAACUGAAGUACAACAGCUGUGGCAUUUUAGAAAAAACAAGCGCACUACUUCCUGACAUCUGCAAAGUUGUACUUGUUUUGAACGUUUCUAUCUUUGUUUUUUUUCCUCCCUUGAACUGUAAACUGUGCAGUAAGUUUAUUUAUUUAUUGUAUUGGGGGCAGGGAAGAUGAAAAUACUUUAUUGGAAGGGAUGAAAGCUGCACAAAAAUAAAUAAAAACAGACUCAGAAUGUGUCCCAGGGAACAGAUAUAGAAAUGAAAUUAAAAGAAGUUUGGCUCUGAUGAAAA
This is a messenger RNA of Sceloporus undulatus (fence lizard), 7274 nucleotides long. It is a transcript of the gene CHST3, whose product is annotated as carbohydrate sulfotransferase 3. The coding region runs from base 982 to 2367 and encodes 461 amino acids. Gene Ontology annotation, cellular component: Golgi membrane. The record is from RefSeq and is a predicted model, not a curated record. Gene Ontology annotation, molecular function: chondroitin 6-sulfotransferase activity; N-acetylglucosamine 6-O-sulfotransferase activity. The transcript is spliced from 5 exons. Gene Ontology annotation, biological process: N-acetylglucosamine metabolic process; carbohydrate metabolic process. Lineage: Eukaryota; Metazoa; Chordata; Lepidosauria; Squamata; Phrynosomatidae.